Messenger RNA from Symphalangus syndactylus (siamang), 3830 nucleotides. It is a transcript of the gene ZC2HC1A, whose product is annotated as zinc finger C2HC-type containing 1A. The record is from RefSeq and is a predicted model, not a curated record. Lineage: Eukaryota; Metazoa; Chordata; Mammalia; Primates; Hylobatidae.
ACAGCCAGAGUUGGGCGGCGGCGGGCGCUCUUGGGCGAGUCUUGCUGAGCUCUUGGAGGUGGCGCAAUGGAGGGACUGGAAGAGAAUGGAGGUGUUGUCCAAGUUGGAGAAUUGUUACCUUGCAAGAUUUGUGGAAGAACAUUCUUUCCAGUAGCAUUAAAAAAACAUGGACCCAUUUGCCAGAAAACUGCAACUAAAAAACGGAAGACUUUUGAUUCAAGCAGACAGAGAGCUGAAGGAACUGAUAUUCCAACAGUAAAACCUCUCAAACCAAGGCCAGAACCACCAAAGAAACCAUCUAAUUGGAGAAGGAAACAUGAAGAAUUCAUUGCUACCAUAAGAGCAGCUAAAGGCCUUGAUCAGGCUCUCAAAGAGGGUGGCAAACUUCCUCCUCCUCCUCCACCUUCUUAUGAUCCUGAUUAUAUUCAAUGUCCAUAUUGUCAGAGGAGAUUCAAUGAAAAUGCAGCUGAUAGACAUAUAAAUUUCUGUAAAGAACAGGCAGCACGCAUUAGUAAUAAAGGGAAAUUUUCUACAGAUACCAAAGGAAAACCAGCUUCUCGGACACAGGUGAUAAGUUCAUAUAAGCCACCUGUACUUAAAAAGUCAAAUUCUCCUGGAACUGCAUCAUCAGGAUCUUCACGAUUACCGCAGCCAAGUGGCACUGGCAAAACUGUUGUAGGUGUUCCUUCAGGUAAAGUGUCUUCAAGUAGCAGCUCUUUGGGAAACAAACUUCAGACCUUAUCUCCCUCUCAUAAAGGGAUAGCAGCCCCUCAUGCAGGUAAUAUGGACAAGUUAGGCCCUCCACUUCGAACGGGAAGACUUGUGCAAAGGUUGUAUGACAGUGAUACAAAAUCAGACAGUGCCAUCAAAAGACAUGAGUUAUUACCUAUUUACAAAGCUAAUGUCAAACCUCGAAAUUCCACACCACCUAGUUUGGCAAGAAAUCCUGCCCCAGGUGUGCUUACAAACAAAAGAAAAACAUAUACUGAGAGCUACAUAGCCAGGCCAGAUGGAGACUGUGCAUCUUCUCUUAAUGGUGGAAAUAUUAAAGGCAUUGAAGGAAAUUCACCUGGAAACUUACCAAAAUUCUGCCAUGAGUGUGGGACUAAAUACCCUGUAGAAUGGGCCAAGUUUUGCUGUGAAUGUGGCAUUCGAAGAAUGAUUCUAUGAAUAGAAUCUCAAAAAAAAAAAAAGCCAAGUUCAGAGUUUAUGAUUAUUGCUGCUUGGACAGCUAGAGCACAUCCUCUAGUUAGUUUGUGCAGAAAAUACUCAAAAUACCAUUUCCAGUAAUUUUGGAGCAUUAUCUUUUGACUAUAUAAUGUGUGUGUGUUUAUGUGUGUGCAUAUACUGUAUAUAAUAAAUAUCUGAUACCCCAGACUGUGUCAUUCAAGGAAAUAUUCACUUAUCUGUCAGAAAAUAAUUUCAAAUGGAACAAUUAAUUUAGGUGUUACUUUUCUGUUGUUGUUAAAUCACAUUAAGUACAUUUCCACAAACUCUCAUACUCUAGUGCUUAGCCCUUCAAGCUUUAGGAUAAGUAUAACUUUGAGCAAAAAAUCUGAAUAAACAUUUGUAUUAUUGGUGCCUAUCUUCAGAUAGUAUCAUAGUAGGAUAGAUGCUGGGAAUUUUGUAAUUAGAGAGAAACGGUUUUAAUUACCAUUAGGUAUGCAAGGUCACUCCUGUAGAGCAUGUCAACCAAUUAUUUUAUAAAUCCGAAAAACUAAGAGAAAAAAAACCCUCUAUUAGUUAUGUAAUUUAAACAUCUUACUCGUUUUGUAAAAAUGUAAUUAUGCAAUUUCCUUUUCAAAAACACAAGACUAAAAAUACAAAUCUAUCUUACUCUAUUUAUAACUGAUUUUUUUUACCUCUGUAUGUAUUCGUUGAACAUAUUUUUUUACUUCCAAUUGUGUUUCCAGAUUUCACUUUUUCUUCCUUUUCCAGAACCCAUGAAGAUAGUUUUAAUUUGUUAGUUCAGUUUUUGCUGUUUUUGAAAAUGUAAUUAAUAUAGAAGGCACGGAAUUCCCUGCACAAUCUUACAUGUUUAAAAACAUAAUUUUUUGUAUCUGAAUUUAGAAUAAAUUAUUUGAAUGCAUCUUAAAUCACCUCACCUAAUCAUAAUAGUUGUGGUAACUAAUCAUUAGUGCAGAGCAUGCAGAUACAAACUAUUUGAAUAUUUUUUUCUUGGAAGUACAUGUAGUUAUGAGUAGGUUAAGAGAAUAUCUAAUUUUCCUACUCAUAUUUUCAUCUUUAGCAUUUAAUGUUGAAACACCAUUCACGUCACAAUAAGGACCCACUGAAAAUGUAUUGUUUUAAUGCAUAAUUGACAUCUAAUUAAACAUACACACAAAUGUAAUUAUUUUUUCUCUUUAACCUGAUCACGACACGGCUCUUAAUCAUUGUCACUUUCAGUAUAGCAUAGUAGUUAGUAGUAGAUUGCCUUGAUGGCAGUAAUUCUGUAGUAAUUUCUGUUCGAUGAAACCUAAGAGAGCUUUUUUUUUUUUUUUUUUCCCCUGAGGCAGUCUCGCUCCGUCGCCCAGGCUGGAGUGCAGUGGCGCCAUCUUGGCUCGUUGCAAGCUCCGCCUCCCGGGUUCACGCCAUUCUCCUGCCUCAGCCUCCCUAGUAGCUGGGACUAUAGGCGCCUGCCAGCACGCCCGGCUAAUUUUUUACAGUUUUAGUAGAGACAGAGUUUCACCGUGUUAGCCAGGAUGGUCUCGAUUUUCUGACCUCGUGAUCCGCCCGCCUUGGCCUCCCAAAAUGCUGGGAUUACAGGCGUGAGCCACCGCGCCCGGCUGAUCUUACUGUAAAGGUACAAGCAAAUCUUUUAUAUAAUUCCUAGCUUUUUUGUUUAUGAUUCUGAUCAACUAUGAGACACAAUGUAAAGAAUUGUGGCUUAUAAUUUCUCUAAAAUUUAUUAGUUUAGUUUGGGCAGGAGUUACGAACUUAAUAGGAAUUCUCAUUUUACUUACAGUUUCCUGAUUAGUUAUUUUUUCCCCUCAGUUAUCUUUAUUCAGUCGUAUUGGUCAAAACAAACAGUCCAUCAACUAAAAUAAGCUGUAAUGAAUUUAGAAGACGAAUGCACAUAUCAGAUUUCCAUUUAAAUCACUUCUGUUAUAAAUCAUAUGUAGAACUUUAAACUUGUUUUAUCUAAGACUGAGCACUGUUUUUUUUUUCAAGUAUUUUUUUAAGACCACGUAAUUCUUUUUGUCUGCUCAAGGAAAGGAUAAAUAAUUGGCACACAUUUUUUUCUCACUGAAUUUUACAGUAGUAAAUAAAUGUUAUAAUGUACCACAUGGAGAUGAGUUGGUAAGAAAUCAUCUAGUUCCAGAGUCCAGAGAUUAUAAACAGUAGGUGAAAUAGAUUUAUGACUUAUGAAAUACGUUGUGACAAUAUAUUUAAAUGCAUUUUUAUAUUACUUGCAUAUUCUCACAUUGAUUUGUGCAAUAGUUGUUUUUUAAAAAAAGUCUUUCUAUGCAUCAUGUAUUUUAUUUUUAUUUUCACAAGUAUUUGACAGUAUGGUAGAAUAAAAGAUGAUUGUAAGAUUAAAUUAAAAAUGUAAAAAUUGCUUAUGUAUUAUUCUGAAUUGUGUUAGGUUGAAAAAGUAAGAUGAUUGUGGUGACUAUUAUUUCUUGUCCACUAUAUGUUUGUUUUUUGUUUUUUCGCCAAUAAUGUCUUCAUAUUUGAACCUAUACAAUAAAGACAUGAAGGAUAAAAAUGCUAGUUCGUAUUCACUGAUGUCUUUUAGCCAUACAUAGAAAGAUAGGAAUCUAAUGAAAUAUAAAUAAAAUAUUUGAAGUCAAAAAUACAGAUUUUUACAAAUAAAAAGUAGCUUUUCA